Molecule: messenger RNA, 1809 nt
Organism: Bactrocera latifrons
Lineage: Eukaryota; Metazoa; Arthropoda; Insecta; Diptera; Tephritidae
Gene: Pgant8
Product: N-acetylgalactosaminyltransferase 4
Exons: 3
Coding region: 325-1758 (477 amino acids)
Cellular component (GO): Golgi apparatus
Source: RefSeq, a predicted model, not a curated record
CUUCUUCAAGUGUUAUUGAUCUGCGUUAUUUUGAUAAGUAUUUAUCAGCUUUAUACCCAUCGAAAUGGAGCUCAAGAAACGCAGUCGAAGGCGGAUAGUGGAGGGCGAGCGGAGUGGCGAGAUUGGCACGACUAUGUCGCUAUAGCACGCGAUGCCGAGCGGGAGGGUAUAGGUGAGCAAGGUCGGCCGGCAGCCUUACCAAGAGGCUAUGACAACGAAACAGUCGCUGCAAGUUGGCAAGUUUACGGCUUCAAUGCUUUGUUAUCUGAACAAAUUUCAGUUGAGCGAGCGGUGCCCGAUUUCCGUCACUCGCGUUGCCUCAGCAUGACCUACCACAAAGUGCUACCCAAAACGAGUAUAAUUAUAGUGCAUCGCAACGAACACCCAUCGGUGCUGCAGCGCACGCUGCACAGCCUUUGGAACCGGACACCGCAUGAGCUGUUGCACGAGCUCAUUUUAGUGGACGAUUUCAGCACAUCUCCACCCUUCGAGAACUCGCUAGAGCAGAAAUUGUUGACAAAAUUUGGUACGAAACUGAAAAUACUGAAACUAACGGUACAUCAGGGAUUAAUAAGAGCGCGUGUUGCCGGUGCGCGUUUGGCGACCGGAGAAGCAUUGGUAUUCCUUGACGCGCAUGUAGAGGCCACACACAAUUGGUUGCCGCCCUUAUUGCAACCGAUUGUGGACAAUCCACAAGCCACUACUACGCCGAAUAUAGACAUAAUUGAUUACGACACUUUCGAGUAUAUAGAAGGCACACCUGCACGGGGGGGAUUCGAUUGGAAUUUCGUUUACGUAGAAUUACCACUGCUACCUGAAGAGCAGGCGGCACUUCCAGCCCCACACAAUACUCCAGUUAUGAAUGGUGGACUCUUUGCCAUAGGUGCGAAGUUCUUCUGGCAUUUAGGUGCUUACGACGAGGCUUUGGAAGUAUGGGGGGGAGAGCAAUUCGAACUAAGUUUUAAGAUUUGGAUGUGCGGCGGUCGUUUAUUGGAAGUUCCCUGUUCGCGAUUCGGCCAUCUCUAUCGCGACGGAAAGUUUGACGUCAAAUACACUAAUGGUACGGACGAUUAUCAGGGGAAGAAUUUCAAGCGCGUCGCAUUAGUUUGGUUGGAUGAAUAUCAAGAGGUACUUUAUAAGCACAAUCCCGAGCUCGUCCAAAUUGAUGUGGAUGAUGUAAGCAAAAGACGCGCUUUACGUCAACGACUUCAAUGCAAGUCCUUUAAGUGGUUUCUAUACACCAUAGCUCCAGAUUUUGUUAGGAAGUAUCCACCAUUCGCAAUACCUGAUUAUGCAUCUGGUGCCAUACAAAGCGUUGCCGCGCCCCAACUCUGCUUAGAUCUAAUGCAGCUUCCAGUGGAGAAUCCGAUAGGUGUUCUACGACCCUGCUCAUCGAAUCUCAAACACCCAAUUGACUCACAAAACUGGCAACUCACUUUUCAUCGUGAUCUGCAACAGGCAAACGAUAAUUGUCUGCAAGUACAAUCUAAUGAACCGAAUGCUUUCAUUUCUCUGUGGCCAUGUCAUUACGAAGGGGGUAAUCAGUUUUGGUAUUAUGACCACCAAUCACAGCUACUGAUGCAAGGCGAGCCCUGGACGGAGCGCAGAUGUUUGGAGGCGAAUGUUAAAACUCGACGGUUAUACAUGAAUAUCUGUGAUUCCAGUAAUGUAAAUAUGAAAUGGAACUUUGGUUUUGUGAAUCAGUCGUUGCUUGAUAACUUUUUUGAGGGAUUACAAGCGAAUGAUGCAAUGAAAUAGUAAACUCCUCAAUGAAUAAAUAUCGAUAUACAGUAGUAAGCAAACACAUAA